Molecule: messenger RNA, 5152 nt
Organism: Lytechinus pictus (painted urchin)
Lineage: Eukaryota; Metazoa; Echinodermata; Echinoidea; Temnopleuroida; Toxopneustidae
Exons: 4
Coding region: 788-3655 (955 amino acids)
Biological process (GO): G protein-coupled receptor signaling pathway
Cellular component (GO): membrane
Molecular function (GO): G protein-coupled receptor activity
Source: RefSeq, a predicted model, not a curated record
AUUCCUAUAACGAGAAAGGAAAAAGCGGAGAAGAAAAUUGCAGUGCGUGUGUUUUACCCGCGCGGACAAUGGUUUCUAAAAUCCGUACACGCACCGUAACCAUGAAUAAUUUUGUUCGUGCUGUGCGCUCUGCUGGGCGCCAAAAGCUGUGCACUUUCGAUCGUUCUAAAACGUCUACAUCUACGGCGGAUAACAUCCCGUUUACACACCGCAUAAUAUUCGAUAGUCAUUGAGCGUCAACGCGGAGAUUUACUCUUUCGUUUUAAAACAUGCUCGUUUUCAACAGGUUGUAUUAUAAUGUGGAAUUCAACGCGUACCUCUCUCUUUCGCCGUGUUUUGACAAGGAAUUUGAGGUAGCUUUGCACACUGUAAGGCCAACGGUGAUUGAAAUCCAUACUGACAGAGUGUCAAGUGUAUGGCGGGCUACUAAUGCUUCACUUGAGGAUUUAAACCUUUGUCUUAACCUCAAUGGUUAUUGGAAUGAUAUAUACCAAUGAUGGAUAUAAUAACACCCGGUGACGAAUCAGCAGAACAGUGUCCUUGAGCUUGCACCAUAAUGUCGUAAAAGUAACGGAAGAUGGUGCCAUGUUACCAGAUAAUUCGAUUCCGGAAAAAUACGAAGACGGAUGAUAAUGAACAGAGGGAGUAAGGGACAGAUUGCGCUGUGCUUUAAAUGAUCCCUCCGGACUUUGCCUUCACGUCUCCUAGAUAUAUUAUAAUGUAUCUUAGGGAGCAGAAUCGUAGAUCGGAUUUAAUUUGAUCGAAGAUUUAUCGCACAAAAUCGACAAUGACCACGUUCGGAUACAUGGAGGCAAACUCGAUGGCGUGGCUGGUGACGAUCCCAGCGGUCGCCGUCGAGAACCUUGUCGCCCUCGUCAUCAUAUCUUCGCGUAAACGUUGGAAGAGCCCCGAUGUCCUCCUCUUCUCCAUCACCCUCGGUCACCUCCUGUCUUUGCUCCUACCUCUCCUCCUCUACGCAGUCAUCACCUUCACCAAGACCCCGUGGUCGGACGGUUCAUGCAAGUUCUUAGUCUGGUGCGUCAUGAGUUUCCGCAUCGUCGGCGCGGUCAACAUCGCUUUCAUCUCGCUAGAUCGGGUCUGGACGCUGAAAUGGCCGAGCUCGUACCGCUCCCAUAACUCCUCCCGUCAGACGGCCCGCACCGCCGUCUUCAUGUGGCUCUUCGGUGUGGCCAUCGGGACGAUUCCACUCAUCAGCUGGAGCAACCUGGAAGUCAACCAGACCUGCAGUUUGGUUCUCAACAUCGCAGGGUACGGCUACGCCAUGUGCAUUGUCAUCAUCAUCCUAGGUAGCGUGAUCAUUAGUACUGGUUGUAUAUGUACCAUCGUGGUCAACGUCGCGUUCGUUUGGCCUCUGCUUGAAGAAUCGUCCGAUCCCAAAGACACUAUCCCUCAUAUCGUCAUCGAGAGCGAAACGGGUGAGAGGACAUCGGCGGUGGUUGGGUCAAGGGACUCACAGAACAAACAGAUUUACUACCUCGUGUCGACAGUGGUCGUGUUAUAUUUCUGUAUUAAUGGAUUGCCUUUUGUGGUUAUCAACAUUAUUGCCUUCACGGAGGACGUCCCCUCGUAUUGGAUGUCGGUUACGAUAUCGUGGUGUAGCGUAGUAUCGGCCUUUCUUCACCCACCUCUCCUUGUUCUCCUGUGUAACCGAUACAAAAAGGUUUACGUGAGGUUCUUCCGAUAUAUCGGCGAGAGCUGCGGCUGCACCCAUGUCACACCAGCGAGACCUAGUUUGAACGGUAUCACACGCCAAGAGACAUUCGAUUCAUUAGAUGACUUCUCAUCCGAUGAAGACGACAAGCUUCACUUCCCAUCCCCUGAUUGGUCGGACAGAUCAUUCACAGGAUCGUUCGAGGAGACACCGGGUCCAAGCUCGCAGCCUACCAUCGAAGUGACUGCACCAACUACGACCAACUUUCAGACCGUCACCGUUGUCGAACACUCGCAGGUCGUCCAGAAUGGAAAAAUACCACCGAAGAAAUCUCAAAGAACUCCAUUGCAAAGUGGAAAGUAUACGCCCAAGAGUUCUCCAGAUGCAGUCUCGCCGACCAAAACAGGAGUUGAGUAUGACAAUGCUGCGUUUGUCGUUGAGGAUGAGAACAAGAAGGGGAAAAGCAAAAAACAACGAAGUCCAAAGCUAACCCCAGAACAGAAGAGGGCAAUCUGGCAGGGCCACAAGGGCGCCAGGAAGAGGCUUGAGGCUUUGAAACAGGCCAGUGCAGAAAGGGGUUCUUCUUCUCACUCGUCGAAAGGGAAAAAGACCCGGAGCAAGACUCGACAGGAAAAACGGGAGAAGGAUGCGGAUAAUAUUAUGAAAGACAGUAUACCCAAUAAGAACAAGCACAAGCGACUUGAAAGAAUCUCAACAAGGCAACAUUCUUUGGACAGUUUAACAGUUCCAACCAAAAGGAGAGCUCCCAUGUUAUCGUCGAGAUCGUUUGAUCAGCCUGAUAAUAUAGUGACUAUAAAAGUCGACAUUGAAAACAACGAUCGUCAAAACAAUUUUACAGAUUUCUUACGGGAAGACAAGGAAAAAUCCUUAAGUGUGAAACCUGUAAAAUCAGAGGGAGAGACCUCACGUGGCAAAAAGAAGCGUAAAAAGCCUGAAAAGAAAGAAGACCGGACUGGGAGGAAAGAAAACUUCAAGAAGGACAACCUCGACACUAAACUACAAAGGGACCAGAAACUCACAGUUAGCCCGAAUAGCUCCCCAAGUGCACACGAGAGACGAAAAACAGACGGUAAUUCUCUACGUGGGCCGCGUUUUGAAAUUUCCCGUGAAAACUACAACUCUGAUUUCUCCAGCUUCGGCUCAGGUGAGCUUUAUGAUAUACCUGAGGAAUCGCCAGAAGAAAUAUUGGUUGAAAGUUCAGGAUGGAGUCCGUCGACCGUUCGAGCAAUCAGGACGCAACAUAGAAACGAAUUGGAGCCCACAAGUGAUGGUAAAAACCGUGAUGGAAAUACUGUACCAAGAAAACAUAAGGAAAGGGAGAGACCGAGACAAAGGAGUAAGUUGGAUCUCACGGAGCCUGGCCUUCAAGUAAAAGAUAAACGACCAACAAAAGGCUUGCUGAGCAGGCAACUCUCCCAAGAUCACUCUAGGACUCCGGAAGUGAAUUUGAUAGAAAUGACGGAACUUAAGAAACCAGGUUCCAUUGAAAAUAUACCAUUCGGUCAUUUGCAUGAUAACAACGACGAAAUGUCCUUCAACGAAUAUAAAGCUGUUGCAGAGACUGCAGUGGAUGCUGACCAAUCGAAGUAUUACACAUCGGGAGAUCUCCAAGAAACGCAUGUGAAGCAAGGUGAUUAUGGAGUUGAACGAGAACAUUCGAUUCUUGAUGAUCGCCCGACAGAUCUUCCCGCAGAUGCUGGACAUCUUAGGGAAGAAGCGGAACAUCGUGGGUUUACACUCCAUACCCAAGCAUGGGCAUCGCUUAAUUCUCCGCCAGGAAAGACACUGACUGAGCUAGAAGAGGUCCCUUCCGAACAGAAAGGACACUUGAGCAAGAGUAGGUCAACUGGGGAUCGCCCCUCAGCAAAAGACUUGAGGGAACGGUACCGGAAAUCGCAUCUAAGUAUGGCAGCCAUAUUCGAAAGUAUCCAGGAUGAUUCACAGGAAGUUGUAUACCUUUGAAAAUAAGAUAUUACGUAAAGAAGAUAAUUAUACGGAUGUUUUAUUAUGAUUGUCAUUAAGCAGUUAUCUAAAUAAGUUUCCUUUACUUUGGAAAGCCUGUCCGUUCUCUAACAGUUUUUAUUCGUGUGAACAAGACGAAAUACUGUACCUUACAAACUUUACAGAGAUCGCACAGACAUACGGUUAGGGAAUUACCGAUUCAGGAUGAAAACCUUUCCGACUUCUUGUCGAAAAACAUUCUACACGAUGUAAAAGAAGGUAACAUAGCCAAUUGUAAGCUCAUUCAGCGCAUGCAUAUAAACGCGACCACACUCCGUGCUUUGGGGUUUUAAUGACAUUCAGACGAAAUGUCAUUGGAUAAAAGAAGAUCGGAAGAUGGUGGCAUAGACAAAGGCCAGGGAAUAUUUACACAUUUUAAUGAAAUUGCGGGAAUCGAGUGUAGCGUGCAUUGAUUUUCAUUGUUCACAGAUGAGACCCUUUAACGUAAACUCUCUAAUAUCUAGAAUACUUCUUAGCAAUUUAUGCGUGCAAGCAUUCUUUCCAUAAUCUUGCCUUGAUCUAAACGUGAUGUUAAAUCGAUUUUGUUAAAAGUCCAACUCAAAUUACGUGGCUCGGAAGUAAUUUCAUUGUACAAUUAAAGUAUUGUCUAUCCACCCUUCAGCUAAGGCUGUAAUGCAAGGCGUUGCUCCCUAGGAAACGAGCUUGUGAUUACUUUUUUUAAAAGAAACUUAUACCAUGGUCACAUUUGCUCUACGGCGAGUCGCAAACAGUCGUUUUAUUAAUUUUUACUAAAACCACCUAUAUGUAGCUGGUACAAACAAAUGUUAAAAUGGCUGUUUCCGACUCGCCGUACGGCUGCCGUAGAACAAAUGUGACCAAGGUAUUAAUCGUGUUGGCAAAUGCAUCGAUCGACCUCAUUGUUGAAGAGUAAAACAUUUGAACAUUUUAUGUGGGUGGAUAAUACCGGUAUAUAUAUCGCCAACUAAUAACAAGUGCAGAUAUCAUGACUAUAUUCGAUGUUUUGUUCAAAGUAUUAACUGGAUGAGAUUAUGAGUACAAUAUUUUGAGAUAUUCAGUUUUGUUCCUACAAACUAUUACUUUGGUAGAUAUAGUUACGUUACUUGGUGUUCAUCUAUCAUUAACGUGAUUGGUAUCGUUUUCUAAGGCGUUAGAGAAUGGUUCCGCUAUAUACCUAAUUCAAAAUUCAGCGCCAAUACGAAAACUUACCAACGCUAACACCACCACCAACGUAACCUUAACAUGAAUCAUUGGCGGCGGAAGCCAAAAAAUUUAGGGGAGGGGUGGGGUCCACCUGAAAUUUUGGGAUAGGCACAGGUAAAAAAUUUGAAAAGCAAAAAAAAAAAGGUUAGUAACCAAAAUUUUAGGGGGACCACAAAAUUUUAGGGGGGGUCGACCUGAAUGGGGGGGGGGCGCAGGAAACAAAAUUGACAAUCAAAAACAAAAGAAACAAAAAAGUUUAUCAACAAAUAAUUUUUU